Prorocentrum cordatum is the source of this 474-nucleotide messenger RNA. NCBI's taxonomy places the organism in Eukaryota, Dinophyceae, Prorocentrales, Prorocentraceae. The record is from the annotation of a GenBank genome assembly.
AUGGUCCUGAAGUUCGGCCUCACCGACGCGAAGAGGCAGAUGACGCACCAGCCCAUGAUGAUCCUGCUCGUGCUGCUGCCGCCGAGGGCCGCCAUCCUCCGCGACACCAUUCCGUUCUUCUGCAUGUGCAACCCGCUCAUGAAUCCGAAGUCCGCCGCCCGGAGGGUGGCCUUCCUGACCUCCUGCAAGCUGUUCCCGCUCCUGACGCUCGCGCUGACACUACCGCCGGCGCUGAUGGUGUUCUGCAUUCCCGACCCUUUCAACGAUCCGGAGUCCGCCGACUUGCUGGUGGCCUGCAUGACCUACUUCUCGACGCUCUCCUUGCUGGUGCUGGAGACGCUCCUGCUGACGUCGCUGGAGACGGCGCCCCUGAUAGUGCUCUGCAUGAAGCUGCCGCUGCUGAAUCCCGUCCCCGUGCUGUUGGUGUGGCUCUUGCUGCCCUACGCCCCCUUGUACGCGAAUGGCAGCGCGUAG